AUGACAGACUUGUCUAUACAGGCAUUUUACGAGAGGGAGGUUGCUACUCUCUCCUCUACAGAACCCCCGAGCAUAAGACAGCCACAGGAUAAUGGCUUCACCCAAGCUGAGAUUGAGGCUAGGACUAAUCCACUUGGCCGUUCUUGGGCACCGUCAGUAGAGUAUCAGGAACUUGAUAUUGCCCACAUCCAGCCAGGGCCGGCGCUUAUUCGCUUCACGGGUCGAAUCAUUAACUAUGCUCCAUCUUUUCUGGACUCAAAGAACAUAUACAGUCGACCGGCACAUUUGUUAAUUGUCAAGGAUGACACGGGCGCCGUUGCGGUUAAGCUCAUGCCUAUAGGAAUUCCGGCUUCUUGUAUUCUCAUAGGCCAGCUCGUUACCGUAUGGGCCAGCUGGGCAGGAACUGAAGCGACCUCGAAUCAAGGGAGCAUCCCAUUUGUGAUGAUGCAUACGCCUAUUAACCCAGCAGACGUUGGCACAAAACAGUUCAUCCAGUUUGUCUCUGAAACUCCCGCAACCCAGAGUCUAUGCCGGACCCCCAUGGAGUGUGAGCCUAAUAAGCUAAACUCAAGCCCUCUUCCAGGUCUAAUGACCCUAGGCCAGUACCUCAAAACAGGCCACGAUACUUGCGGAGCCCGAAUCCUUGUCUCUAUCAAGAGCAUCGGUGCCCGAAAACACAUCUUGACACAUGACCGUACGAGGGAAACAGAGCUUCUUGAAGUGAACGAAGACAAAGCAAAUUCGGCCAAACUGUGGAGUCCCAAUGAAACUGUCCUCCUCCUCACGAACCCAAAGUUUGUUGCACCAAGAGAAAAUAGAUCAACACAGUCGCCCGCCGGCAUCGGCCUCAAUUAUAACACCCUCAUCGACGUUGAUCCCAACUUCCCCGACAGUCAUUGGCUUCGGCAGUGGGCAAAAACCAGGGCAAGGAAAGAGAGAAUACACUUUCCCUUUCCUGAAGACGUCUGGAAUGUGGAUGAAGCCAUACACGGGCACACAAGAGCGCUAUUUACUCUUGCAGAAGUAGACGACUUCGCUCGCACAGACCCAGCAACGGAAUUCACUGGCAAGUUGAAUUUGACGGUUCUUGGAGUGAGCCUGCUUGACCUCCACCGGAGGAGGAUGCUCUGCUGUACUGAAUGUUGCGGAGUACCCCUAUAUUCGAAUCAACCGUCUGCGGUAUGUCAGAAAUGCAUGAAAGUAAAGCCGUUGGCUCCCAACCCCCGAAUCAUGGGCAUCCUGGCGGACGAGACAGGAUGCAUCGGGCAAGGAAAGCUAGUUUGGGGUGAGCAGGCUUGGGGAGAUCUCUUCUUCUUCACCACCGUAGACAGAGCGGUACCAAUUUCUGGGCUAAAAGAAGUAGAAGAUCAAGCUACACAUUCCAAUACCUCUGUAUUGCCUUCAUGGGCGGCGAUAUUGUCCAUGGGAGCGGAUGGACUGCGAACCUUGGAAGAGCAGAUGUUAUACUCUCGUCUUACCUUGACCUUCGGCUAG
Colletotrichum truncatum is the source of this 1494-nucleotide messenger RNA. RefSeq lists its product as uncharacterized. Gene Ontology annotation, molecular function: single-stranded DNA 3'-5' DNA exonuclease activity; single-stranded DNA binding. Gene Ontology annotation, biological process: resolution of meiotic recombination intermediates. The record is from RefSeq and is a predicted model, not a curated record. NCBI's taxonomy places the organism in Eukaryota, Fungi, Ascomycota, Sordariomycetes, Glomerellales, Glomerellaceae.